UAGAACUGCUCAGUAACCAUAUGCACCUUUCUUCAGUAAUAUAUGGGGAUCAAAGACUCAUUUUCCUACAAAACCAAAAGAAUUGUAUUUUACUCCUGCUGUUGUACAAUACUUGGACACACUACACAAGUCUAAUCCAACAAGGAAGUUCUCCUCCACACACUAUGGCAUCGAUUAAACACAAGAACGCAAAAAGGAUAGAAGGACUACACAAAAACAUAUGGGUUGACUUGACAUCUAUAGCUUCAGAUCCCUCCGUCGUAAAUCUUGGUCAAGGUUAUCCAGACAUCCCCCCUCCAUCUUACGUGAAAGAUGGUCUAGCACAGGCUGUAAUGGUGGACCGGCUCAAUCAGUACACACGAGGCUUUGGUCACCCAGCUCUGGUCAAAGCCCUGUCUCAGGUGUACAGUAAAUUGUACAACCGUCAGAUCGACCCUUUUAAAGAGGUCCUUGUGACUGUGGGAGGCUAUGGCUCUUUAUUCAGCAUUUUUCAGGGCCUUGUGGAAGAGGGAGAUGAGGUUAUAAUAAUUGAACCCUUCUUUGACUGCUAUGUUCCUAUGAUUAAAAUGGCAGGAGCCAAACCGGUUUUUAUACCCCUUCGCCUUAAAUCCAGUAAGAAGGCAGACAUCAGCAGUGCAGACUGGAUUCUGGAUCAGGAUGAACUUGCCAGUAAAUUUAAUUCCAAAACGAAAGCCAUCGUUCUUAACACUCCCAAUAACCCCGUUGGGAAGGUGUUUAGCAGGAGUGAGCUGCAGGCUAUUGCAGAUCUCUGCAUCAAACAUGACACACUUUGCUUCAGCGAUGAGGUGUACGAAUGGAUCAUAUACAAGGGGCAUGAGCAUGUGAAGAUAGCAACACUUCCUGGCAUGUGGGACCGAACCAUUACUAUUGGCAGCGCAGGAAAAACAUUCAGUGUGACCGGUUGGAAGCUGGGUUGGUCAAUAGGGCCUGAGCACUUGGUCAAACACCUCCAAACUGUCAUGCAGAACACACUGUACACCUGUCCAACACCUCUACAGGAGGCAGUUGCACGUGGACUCCUGCAUGACUGUGAGCGAAUGGGGCAACCUGACUGCUAUUUCUCCUCCCUAGCCGCAGAGUUGGAGGGAAAGAGAGACCGAAUGGUGGCCAUUUUGAAGCAGGCCGGGAUGUGUCCUGUAGUUCCUGAAGGAGGCUACUUUAUACUCGCCGAUGUCACAGCCCUCAAUCAGGAUCUUUCAGGCGUGGAAGGUGACGAGCCAUAUGACUACAAGUUUGUCAAGUGGAUGAUAAAGGAGAAGAAACUGGCAGCCAUUCCCGUAACAGCAUUCUGUGGAGAUGAGUCCCAGAAGCAGUUUGAGAAAUACAUCCGACUGUGUUUCAUUAAGCAAGACAGCACACUGGACGCUGCUGAGGUCAUUCUGAAGAACUGGAACAAAGCCUGACCAUGGAUGUUACAGCAACACAGCAUUAGCCUUCAUCACUACAUGCUGUAAGAACAAUCCGUGAACUUUCUGAUGAACUUGGACAGUGUGUGUUAGGAUUUACACCCAAGGUUGGGUACAGCAGUAUUUAUAGCCCUAAGCAAUGACACAGAGGAAGCACAAGUCAGUUACAAACAACUGACCUUAUGUUCUAGCAACAGUAUCACAGGUCUCAGGCAGAUGAUGGGUUACUGUUGCUGUAUGAUUAACCUCUUUACCUGCUUAAGCAUAUUUGUAGCAUCUGCCUUGUUGGAAUGUACUAUUAAGGUGGAAAUUAUUGGCUGUGGCUUCUCUUCUAUUGCUUAGGGUUAGAAAGAGUGUUGUACCAGCUCGACUAUUGAGGCUCCUGUACUUACAUACUAUUGCAGUUGAAUUCUCUAUCCUUUAAAUGUAGUCUCCUAUAUUUACAGAGUACAUUGUACGUUUGUUUGAGAACUGAAUAUAAUUUGAAAAACUGAUUAAAGGGUUUCACACUG
This is a messenger RNA of Tachysurus vachellii, 1939 nucleotides long. RefSeq names its product kynurenine--oxoglutarate transaminase 3. The record is from RefSeq and is a predicted model, not a curated record. Gene Ontology annotation, cellular component: cytoplasm; mitochondrion. The transcript has 14 exons. Gene Ontology annotation, molecular function: L-kynurenine:2-oxoglutarate transaminase activity; pyridoxal phosphate binding. Gene Ontology annotation, biological process: biosynthetic process. Bases 21 to 1424 code for a protein of 467 amino acids. NCBI's taxonomy places the organism in Eukaryota, Metazoa, Chordata, Actinopteri, Siluriformes, Bagridae.